AGCAAACUACAUGAGUCAAACUGAUCACUUCCGUAAACAGAAAUGGCAGCAUGUAGAACAUAUGAAGGAGUGCGAUGCUAUGCAUAUAUUUAAUGCUUUAGGCUAUAUUGUGGCAAAGGGCACAUGGAUACCUAUAAAGUCCUCUACCAUAAUUUGACCGCUAACGAUUGAUCGCUGUCGGCGGCUGUGAGGCGUUUCUGCCGCUGAAAUCCGCAGGCAUCCAGUCAUCAGUCUUGCUGACUAUAGGCGUGGAUAUUAUUGAAUCACGCUCCCAAAUUUAAAGUUUUGUCAACAGCAUUCUUUGGCAGAAGACAAGCAUGCCGAACUCCACUGAUAAGCCCAGUGAAGAAGAGCAGCAGAAAGACUCUGGCCAGGCUGUGGGGGGCGCUGAUGCCCACGAGCCGACUGAGCAGUCCCUCAGAAAGAGGGACCGCCAGAGCACGCCGCACUCCAGCCCCCCCCGCUUCGUGUCGGUAGAGGAGUUAAUGGAAACUGCUAAGGGCGUCACCAACCUGGCCCUCGCCCAUGAGAUCGUGGUGAAUGGCAGCUUUCAGGUGAAGCCUGUACAGCCUGCAGAGGGCAGUUUGCAGAAGAGAGUGAAGGACAUAAUGCACAGAGCAUUCUGGGACUGCCUGGAAGCUCAGCUGAAGGAGGACCCGCCGAUGUAUGACCACGCCAUCAAGCUUCUGGGAGAGAUCAAGGAGACGCUGCUGUCCUUCCUGCUGCCAGGACAUCGACGCCUGCGGAACCAGAUCGAGGAGGGACUCGACCUGGGCCUGAUCCAGCAGCAGGCUGAGAAAGGUGCCCUGGACAUCAACAAGGUGGCUGAGUUCGUCAUUGGCAUGAUGGGCAUGUUGUGCGCCCCAUCUCGAGAUGACGAGAUUCAGAAACUGCAGGCCAUCACUGGCAUUGUGCCCCUGUUCAGGGCCAUUUUCCAAGUGCUGGACCUGAUGAAGAUCGACAUGGCCAAUUUUGCCGUCAGCAGCAUCCGGCCACACCUCAUGCAGCAGUCAGUCGAGUAUGAGCGGAAAAAAUUCCAGGAGUUCCUCGAUAAACAGCCUAAUGCCCUCGAUUUCACCCAGAAGUGGCUGCAGGACACAGCCAAAGUUCUGCUUAACUGCAGGUGGGAGGAGCAGGUCCCUGGGGUGGAGGCUGCUGCCCCCAGAUCCUCUGUGCUGUCUCCCUUCAGCCUACAUAAUCACGCUUACCUGCGUUUGCUGAAAUGGGACCACACCGCAGCGCCCUUCCCUGAGACCCUCCUGAUGGACCAGAGUCGCUUUCAGGAGAUGCAGCUGGAGCUGGAGCAGCUGGGCGUGACAGCGGCAGUGCUGCUCGUCGUCUACAACAGUACUGGCGCCGCUUUGACGGGCCUGCCCGACCUCAUGAGGCGGCUGAAGAGCGCCGCCCUAGUGCUGCUGGCGGCAAUGCACUCUCCCUCCUUUGAUGCCGAGGAGGUCUUUUCCACCAUAGCAGAGAAAAUGUGCGCAGAGGUUGCGAGCUGUCUGGUCCAGCAUGGCUACUCUCCACUCUCCCCUGAUGGCCAGCGUGCCCUGAAGGGUCAGAUCACUGCAGUCCGAUGUCCAGACAACUCCAUUCGCAAACUUAUCGACUCACGUAUCUACACUUUCCUGCUGGGAUUUCUGGAAUCCAGUUCUCAAAGGUCUACGCCACCCCUCCCUGGGGGCUUGGCACCAAUUCAAAAGGAGCUGGAAGGGAUUGCAGUCAAGCUCAGCCACCUGGUCAACUACAACAAGCUGGUGUUUGCCCCAUAUUACCAGAAGAUCCUGCAGGAUGUCUUGGAAGAGGCAGCGAGGACGGGGACCUCAAUAGGCUAAGUGGCAUGGAUCAGUGUCAGCAUCUGAGAAUUGCCAAUCAGCAACUACAUUAAAACGCCACUGUUACUAAAGAGAUAAAACAGCAGCUUAAUACAGAGUGCAGCACUCCCAAUAGUUCUUACUAAAGUUAGACCAUGUUUCUGGUGUUAAGCUAUUUUAACACAUUUAUAAGCUUUUUAAUGUAGUUAUAGCAGCAAUGUGGUGCCGUAUUCUAAUUAGAAUGUAUGAACUAACAAAAAGAAUUUAACUUGGUGAUCCCGGUUUCUGCAUCAUAUAAGGCUGGCGGAUGUAUUUGAUCCGUGUCCAGAACACCAUCAGUGGUGUGGACUUGGGCUUCGUACGUUACCAAGUUCAGGAUUGGAUUAGUUAUGCACAUCAUCUGAACUAAGUCUGUUGGCAUUUAUCCUGGUACACAAACAAACACUGUCAUUUGGUUACAUAUUUACUUUGGUGGAACAACUGCUUUGGUGGUUUAGCUGCUAAUUUGGAGAGGAUUGUUUCGAAUCCUGUGAUCUAAUAACGAAGGGUAACAGUGUCAAUACAGAUGCACUCACUUCACUGAUAAUCAUUCAGGGAAGAAAAAACCUCCAUCUCAGUGUCAUAUAAAGCUUAUGGUAUAAAAUGAUUUAUAAAAUUAGUGAUGAAACCUUGAAGAAUAAGAAAAAAACAGGUGAGCACAAGGAUUCAGAGGUUUUGGUAAAAUUAUACAUUUAAGUUACUACUAUGAAGUUUUCACCAACCAUCUAAAAUGUAUUGGCAAUUUGACAGUGGAUUGUAUGUCAAGUUCAGAAUUAUUUCACUGAGCCCUGUGUAAUAUGAAAAUAUGUUUAAAUGAUGUGUUUACGUGGGCAUCAUGUGCCAGUUUUGAUUUGUAUAACUUUUGCACAUUAUUUUGCACGUUGCCCAAUGCUAUCCCGAGGUUUAUUGUAUGUUUUAUAUUGUUUAUCUACAAUGUAGGUGAGGGUACAUUGCUGUUUCUUACUGUAUGGACACUGCCUGGAGUGCUUGCCUGAGUAAUACGAAUGUGGCUUUUAAACCAACGGAAAAAAAUAAAAACAUGCAUCCACACUGA
This is a messenger RNA of Brienomyrus brachyistius, 2907 nucleotides long. RefSeq names its product t-complex 11, testis-specific-like 1 (gene tcp11l1). Gene Ontology annotation, biological process: signal transduction. The record is from RefSeq and is a predicted model, not a curated record. Bases 318 to 1835 code for a protein of 505 amino acids. The transcript is spliced from 10 exons. Lineage: Eukaryota; Metazoa; Chordata; Actinopteri; Osteoglossiformes; Mormyridae.